UGCGGGGGCGCGCGCAUGGCGGACGCGCCGGGGAGCCCCGGGGGAGGAGGGGGCAGCCACGAGAGCGGGAGCCCGAGGGGGGGCGGCGGGGGAGGGGGAGGCGGGGGAGGGGUCAGGGAGCAGGAUAGGUUCCUCCCCAUCGCGAACAUCAGCCGUAUCAUGAAGAAGGCCAUCCCGGCCAACGGGAAGAUCGCCAAGGACGCCAAGGAGACCGUGCAGGAGUGCGUCUCCGAGUUCAUCUCCUUCAUCACCAGCGAGGCGAGCGAUAAAUGCCAGAGGGAGAAGCGCAAGACCAUCAACGGCGACGACCUGCUGUGGGCGAUGGCCACGUUGGGUUUUGAGGACUACAUCGAACCCCUCAAGGCCUACCUGCAAAAGUACAGGGAGAUGGAGGGUGAUAGUAAAUUAACUGCAAAGGCUGGUGAUGGCUCUGUGAAAAAGGAUGUACUUGGUUCUCAUGGAGGAAGCAGUUCAAGUGCGCAAGGGAUGGGCCAACAAGGAGCAUACAACCAAGGAAUGGGUUAUAUGCAGCCUCAGUAUCAUAAUGGGGAUGUCUCAAACUGAAGAUAGGACCUUUUCAUGCAAUCAUUGCUAGGUGGUUUUAUUUGGUGCUGCAGUUUUUAGCUAAUAUAUACUACACCUCAUGGUGAGCAGUAAAGGAACUUGUUACCACCUCUAGGUUCCAUGUUCGUCAACCAGAAAUGAUGCUUCGAAGGGUCGAGCCAAGGCUGCUUCGCAGAUGUAAAUUACUCCCGUGAGGAUAGUUUCGGGUGUAUUCUAGCUCUGUUGUUGUAUGUAUAUUCAGGAUAAUUUAACAAUUGGUCUUUGGCUGUCAUUCGGUUCCAUAUAUUUGUAUUGGGAGGCAUAAAUUUCCUGUUGUAUUUCGUCCUAAACUAGUGUGUUGAACAAUUGAGAAUAGAUGCUCUCUGUAAUAGU
Messenger RNA from Oryza brachyantha (malo sina), 936 nucleotides. RefSeq names its product nuclear transcription factor Y subunit B-3. Bases 16 to 564 code for a protein of 182 amino acids. The record is from RefSeq and is a predicted model, not a curated record. Gene Ontology annotation, molecular function: RNA polymerase II cis-regulatory region sequence-specific DNA binding; protein heterodimerization activity; DNA-binding transcription activator activity, RNA polymerase II-specific. Lineage: Eukaryota; Viridiplantae; Streptophyta; Magnoliopsida; Poales; Poaceae. Gene Ontology annotation, cellular component: nucleus; CCAAT-binding factor complex. The transcript is spliced from 7 exons. Gene Ontology annotation, biological process: regulation of transcription by RNA polymerase II.